Messenger RNA from Suhomyces tanzawaensis NRRL Y-17324, 924 nucleotides. RefSeq names its product Mnt3p (gene MNT3). The transcript has a single exon. Gene Ontology annotation, molecular function: alpha-1,2-mannosyltransferase activity. The annotation marks the transcript as partial. Gene Ontology annotation, cellular component: Golgi apparatus; membrane. The record is from RefSeq and is a predicted model, not a curated record. NCBI's taxonomy places the organism in Eukaryota, Fungi, Ascomycota, Pichiomycetes, Serinales, Debaryomycetaceae. Gene Ontology annotation, biological process: protein N-linked glycosylation; cell wall mannoprotein biosynthetic process; protein O-linked glycosylation.
CGCCAGAAUGCCACUUUCCUUAUUCUCUGCCGCAAUUCUGACGUUUUUGCUCUUUUGGACACGCUCCAGAACCUCGAAGACAGGCACAACCACCAGUUCCACUAUGACUACACAUUCCUCAACGACGUGCCAUUCGACCCCGAAGUGAUACACUUGAUUUCAUCGUAUAUUCCACAGGGCAAGCUCAAUUUUGGGGUGAUUCCCUCCGAGCACUGGUCGUACCCUCCGCAUAUUGACGUGGCCCGAGCCCAGCAUAUCCACCUGCAAUCUGCACACAUUCCCUACGGGGACUCCGAGAGCUACAGGCACAUGUGCCGGUUCUUCUCGGGGUUCUUCUACCGCCACCCAUUGGUGGCCCAGUAUCGCUACUACUGGCGGCUCGAGCCGGGGGUCAAGUACUACUGCAACAUUGACCAGGACCUCUUCGCGUACAUGCGCGAAAACAAAAAGACCUACGGGUUCACCGUCAGUCUUUUCGAGUAUCUGGACACCAUCCCCACGCUUUGGGACACUGUCAAGGCGUACAUGCAUGAGUUUGCGCCGCGCGCAGAACUCCUCGGGUUGGUCCAAAACGACGACCAGUGGCAGUCGUACAAUCUCUGCCACUUCUGGUCCAACUUCGAGAUCGCAGACUUGUCGCUUUUCCACAGCCCUGAGUACCAGCACUUUUUUGAGUACUUGGACGCUUCUGGCGGGUUCUAUUACGAGAGGUGGGGAGACGCACCUGUCCAUACAAUGGCGAUUGUGUUGUUUCUGCAGAAAAGCGACAUUCACUGGUUCCACGAUUUUGGCUACUACCAUCCUCCGUUCACCCAGUGUCCGCUGAAUCCAGCGGUGUUUGUGGACAAGAAGUGCACCUGCGAUCCGGACGAGGACUUUACGUACGGAUUUUUGAGCUGCACUCCGCAUUUUUUGGAGGUUAUG